Aspergillus sclerotioniger CBS 115572 is the source of this 2676-nucleotide messenger RNA. RefSeq lists its product as uncharacterized. NCBI's taxonomy places the organism in Eukaryota, Fungi, Ascomycota, Eurotiomycetes, Eurotiales, Aspergillaceae. The record is from RefSeq and is a predicted model, not a curated record. The transcript has a single exon. Bases 1 to 2676 code for a protein of 891 amino acids.
AUGCCGCCCAAGGACAUCGACGACAAACUCCUCCUCGCAGGACUGGAAACAAAAUGGGACUCGGCAGAUCGAUUGGCUGUACCGCAUCUUAACAUACCUAAAAACAGGCCGGACGACCACAGCCCGCCAAGUCCAUGCUAUUCAUAUGUAUCCAGUUCAAGUUCGGCGGCGCUCUCACCAUCAACGACCGAGUGGAGGUUUAAGCCUCUUCCCCCGGUCCCUGGUGUAAGUGAUAGCGCGCAUUCCAGAGGCUUCGGUAGAUCGAGUGGCGGGCAUAGCUCCCUCAGACGAGAGUCCCCCACGGGUUAUACGCCUCAACCUCUAGCACUCCGGCCUACGACGCCCCGUCCUAUGACGCCUAUGUCGACAUCCAGGCCUACCACUCCUCUACCUCAUGCAGCACCUUUUGGUGCAGUACCCCGGCCUACCACACCACGUCCCAUGACACCAGUAUCAUCGACUUCUAGACCUACAACUCCUCUUCCUCCAGCUGCACCCUUUGCUGCGAUACCCCGACCCAUGACACCCCCAUCCAUGUCAUCCCGACCGACAACCCCCCGACCGACAACCCCUAGGCCUACAACUCCUCGCCCUUCGACCCCCAGAUCUACAACCCCUCGGCCCACGACCCCCCGGCCUACAGUAUCAAUCCCAGAUACCCGAGCAGCUACGAAUCUGAGAAACGAGUAUACUCCGGGAUAUGAUAGCUUUUCCGCACCCGAAAGGGUUCCUGAAAAUGCUCAUAUGUGGCCGAAAACCCUAGGCCUCAAGACCGAGCAAUUGCCUCCUUUCCCGAGCGAUCACGGCUACGGUCAUAGUCCGAACGGGCUGAGCCCGGCUGAAAUGUACCCACAGCAGAAACAGCCAGUAAAGCAAUCUUCAAGUCAAGAACUCAAGCAGGACAGUGAUGACAAACCCCUAUGGCGGACGCUAAAGGCAGGAGUGCGGCGCGUCCUAACCCGCAAAGUUGUCUCCCAUGACGGCGGAGCAUUCAAGGCAGGCAAAUCUGGAAGAAACAAGCAUAAGAAUGCCCGCAGAGCAUCUAUUAUUGUUCGGAUGUCAAUGAUGCCCCCUGCUCAACACCCACAUGAGGCCGGGACUGACCCAGGUUUCAUUGACGGGAAGGAAGAUGAAGGCCGCUACGAAAACGCCAUCAAGCGAAUGAAGAACGUCCUGGCGAGUCUGCUUGAGGAUGGGUACUCCAUGGACGUGAUUCUGCAGGCAGAGGCCAACCAGCAGUUCCUUCGAUCUCUUUUCACGAGAGUGCAGAACGAGCCUCUACUUGGAGUUGAUACCGGGCCCCCUAUCCCAUCUGUACCGACUUCCCACUCCUCCCUGCCCUCGGAUCACACAUGCCCUUCCCUUCCCCACGAAAUUGGCCAGUCGGUCAAGCAGCCAGUUGAACAGCCUGGUGAACAGCCUGUUGGCGAUCUGAUUGACCGUCCUUUUAAUCCGUCAGUUGACCCGCUUUUUGAUCAGCCAAUUCACCAGCCUAGCCUGCGUGGUGACAACGAAAGCAGCUGGGAAUACGUCGGCUAUGGUGAGGAUGACACGUUCACCGAAGGUGCUCCCUCAGUGCGCUACUUCACAGGCACCGCCCCCGAUGAGAUAUCAGAACCGCGCAGUUCCUGCCCGCCAUUUGCCGCAGUAAUGGCCGCCCUAGACGACGAUCUACAACGGAUGACAUGCAGGCGAUGGAGCCUCUCCAAGCCCGGACUUGAAGACAUGAUUCUCCAUGUACUCCUACAGAUUGACGAUCUUGAUGACCUCUUCUCCUUUGCGCAAACCAGCAAAGCUACAUACCAUGUUUUCAAGCGCCACGAACUCCCCUUGAUGGAGAAUACCAUUCGACGCAGAUCGCCUGCCGCAUGGGAACUCCGUCAAAUGAGUGAUAUCAAUCAACAGACAGACCCGCAGGAUGUGCCCUCGGCAACUGUCUACUACCGCGCCGUUACCCGCGACCUGCGUGCCCUAGCCACUCUCAAGGGCCUGAUGAUGACAUACUGCCGGGCGGUUAUGCGCACCAGCUCGUACACGGCACUUUCCCGCCCUUCCGGCCCGGACGCCCGCCGGCUUGACGAUGCUAUCUGGCGCGUGUGGACAUUCUGCUUCAUCUUCGGAAUGCAGACGGGUCGAGAGAACGACAUAGACGGACAAGUCAGCUGGCUGCGCGGGGAAGUCCGGUCCCCGUUCCAGCCCUGUCCAGACCCGAAAGAUGUGGGCAGCAUUUUGUUCGACCCUCCUCCGGGAUUUGGGGAGGGUAAUCCCGGCGGCCUGUCCGUGAACGACAUGCAGGACAUGGAUGAGAUCUGGACAUGUCUCAAGUAUAUGUUAGGGUUCCUCCGAGGCGAGACCGAGCGUGCCCGUCGAUUUGGGGUUUUCCAAAAUGCAGGCGUUGCUCCGGAGCGAAACCAGGGGAUUAUCGUGCUGCACGAGUGGAUUAACUAUCUCUUGACGUUGGGACCCGAGGCAGUGGUGGAGCUGGCGCCGUUGGGGCCUGACACCCAUCCCGAAACGACGUUCCAGCGGGCGAUGUCGCGGGGAUGGACGACGUGGGAAGCUCCUCGACCUGGAGCGACGCGAAGCGCAUUCCUGACCGAUGCUCUAGGACGGGUGUCGGGGGGGUUGCGGCGGCUGGAGGAGUUGCAGACGACCUUGUGGUAUAAUUUUGUGUAG